Messenger RNA from Macrosiphum euphorbiae (potato aphid), 378 nucleotides. The record is from the annotation of a GenBank genome assembly. Lineage: Eukaryota; Metazoa; Arthropoda; Insecta; Hemiptera; Aphididae.
AUGUAUUUAUGUGCUUGGCGGCGGCGUAUCGCUGUCGUCGUCGUCGCGUUCGGCGGCGCUGCACCACCUGCGCGCGAGUGCUUGCCCCCCACCAAUGCACCACCACCGGGUGAGCAGAUGUCGCCCGCGGGAGACGCGUGCCCUCACACCGUACUGCGGGCGGUCGCUCGCUUUCGGCAGCAUUGCAGCAACACUCGGCAGUUCCUUUCCGGAGCCGAUCACGUUCAGUACGCGCUCGCUCCUCGUCGCGUUCACCGUUCCGGUAUCCGUAACGACGGCAGUGAUAUCGUUAUCGUAUAUGAUCCACCUCAAUCUAAACAAGUUUAUAAAUUAAUAUUCGAUUAUAGAUCUACGAUACACGCGUGUUUAGAUUUAUAA